CGCUUGUCGCGACAACACUAGCGUCGAGUGUCGGUGCAAAUAAACAAAUCAAUAAUUGUGGCAGGGAGAAUGACAAAGUUUUACUUUACCCACGACCGCCGUCGUGAAUGGUAGUUCGCUCUGCCAAUUUUCGGAUUGUCGUAAUUACUUAUCGCUUGACAAUAAGAAGACUCGCGGAACUAAUUUAUUCUAAAAAAAAAAUAAAAACAAAAUAGUAAAUAUUGCGGCGCUCAUAGUUUUGUUAUACCGACCUAUAUAAAACACAUAGUUUGCGGUAAUUUUUGACAAAAAAUAAAUAAAUUUGUGCAAAAUUAAAAAUUCGAAUAGAAAUUUCAAGGUUGCGAGAACACUUUUCUGCCAUUUAUUAUUAUUCGAACCAAACUCUCCACGCCAACCGAGGAAGAGGCGAGUGUGCGUGUGUGCAUGUGCAAUUGUUGAUAUUUUUAAAAGAAAGUGAAAAAAUUUAAACUGACGGAAUUUAAAGCAAUACGGCUAUGACAGAAAACGAGCCCUUAAAUGAGAGUUCGCAGUCGAAUGGCAAAAUUGUAGCGAUCGAUAACGGCGGACGCUUGAACGGCAACAAUCAUGCAAAUGGCAAAUUUCAAAAGUCCAAGGCAUUGCCAAUGCCGGAACACAUUGAAGCUCCGUGUUGUCGAGACAUUCAUGGCGCUAAGGAACCACCAGAUGGCGGUAUGCGUGCUUGGUUGGUCAUGAUCAGUGCAUUUCUCUGCAACGGAGUUAUUUUUGGUAUUAUCAACACCUAUGGUGUCAUACAUAAAUUGUUGACGGAGCGACUGCAGGAGCAGGGCGAUACAGAUGCGUCCAGCAAGGCGGCACUUGUGGGCUCACUGACCAUUGGGACAACAUUUCUUCUUUCUCCGGUGGCCGGUUGCCUCACAGACAAAAUCGGUCUACGCCUUACCACACUAAUCGGAGGGAUUUUAUCUUCCGGUGGGCUGUUACUAUCAUCAUUCUUUACCUACAGUACUGGAGCUUUGUACGUCACCUAUGGCAUCAUGUUUGGUCUGGGUGCCGCCCUAGCCUAUACCCCGACCUUAGCUAUUCUGGGUCACUAUUUCAAACGGUACCUGGGUAAAGUUAGUGGUUUUGUGACGGCGGGAUCGAGUGUUUUCACCGUUAUCUUGCCACCCGGCAUGGAUUACUUAAUUAAAUCGUACGAUCUGGAGACGACGCUGAGAAUAAUGAGCGUUAUUUGUACCUUUGUAAUUCUAUGUUCGUUUGUGUACAAACCACUGCACCCGCCUCCAGCGCCACCAAAAAAGAAACCAGGACGCUCGAAAGCCAGCAUGGUAAUGCGGUCCAUCAUCAAUGUGGAAAUUUGGAAGCGUAAAAAGUAUGUCAUUUGGGCCCUGUGCAUUCCGAUGGCUCUGUUCGGUUACUUUGUACCUUAUGUUCACAUGAUGAAAUUUGUACAAAUGUCCUAUCCGAACAAUGAUCAAAAUCUUCCAGUUAUGUCCAUUGGUAUAACCUCCGGCCUAGGCCGUUUGAUAUUCGGAGCCAUAGCCGAUCUUCCCGGCGUCAACAGGAUAUACUUGCAGCAACUGUCAUUGAGCUGCAUUGGUGUAGUGACAAUCCUACUCCCCCUGACCAGUUCCUAUGUCCUGCUCAUUGUAUUCAGUUUGAUUAUGGGUCUGUUCGACGGCUGCUUCAUAUCGCUAUUGGGCCCGAUUGCCUACGAGAUAUGUGGACCGUCGGGAGCAACACAAGCCAUUGGCUUUUUGUUGGGUCUAAGUUCACUACCACUUACCAUUGGGCCUCCGGUGGCGGGUAUAAUCUUCGACAAAACUGGUUCAUACACAAUACCAUUGAUAUUGGCUGGCAUACCACCGAUCAUUGGAUCGGCCAUACUAUUUUUGAUACGUUUCAUUAGAGACGAUCCAUCAUUGGAGAAGACGAACGGAGUUAUGGUGACCGCAAAUGGAACGGAUGCCAAUGGUGGUGACAACGAUGAAGAUGUGGAGAAACAUCUAGCAUCCAAACAAAUACAACCUUUAAUGAAUGGACAUUCCAAAGCAGCAACCUUAAAUGGCAAUGGUUCCGUGGAACAUCGGCCGGAAUCCGAAACACACGAUCCAGCUGCCGCCAAUGGAAAAGCUCGCUUGGCCGAUACAGAAUCUCUGACGGAUGCACUGCCCUCGUACAAAGAAAAUGUUUAGCAAAUAACUAUUCAUUGAUUGUUGACUAAUUAGCCUAAGUUUUUUUU
Musca domestica (house fly) is the source of this 2224-nucleotide messenger RNA. It is a transcript of the gene kar, whose product is annotated as monocarboxylate transporter 10. The transcript is spliced from 5 exons. The record is from RefSeq and is a predicted model, not a curated record. Gene Ontology annotation, molecular function: monocarboxylic acid transmembrane transporter activity. NCBI's taxonomy places the organism in Eukaryota, Metazoa, Arthropoda, Insecta, Diptera, Muscidae. Gene Ontology annotation, biological process: transmembrane transport. Bases 495 to 2177 code for a protein of 560 amino acids.